CCCCUUCUCCAUGGCUCUUCAGUGCAUAGAUUCAUUUGUUCCCUCAUACUUUGCAAGUCUACCAACGGAACUCUUGAUCAAGAUCAUUCUCGAGCUAGAUUGGCGCUCUGUUCUUCGUCUCCAGCUCGUCAAUGUCGAGUUAAAUGAGGUCAUCAAGACCCAUACAGUAGUGCAAUAUCAUGUCGAGCUUGGCAUCGCUGGCAUGGACGACGGAUCUCCUUUCCCUCACGCGCGUUUCACAACUGACGAGCGUCUGGCGCGCCUCCGCCUAUAUCAAUCACGCUGGAAGUACUUCAGUCACGCCCGUGAACAGACCGUACGCAAGGUAAACGGCGCCAUCUGGGAACUCGCGUCGGGCGUCCUCGCACAGGGCAUCCGCACCGGGUUCAACGAGGUCACAGGUGCACAAGAAACACGCAAACUACUGUUUACAAGGCUUCCAUCAAAUGCGCGUGUCGACUCUAAAAUGCGUGAAUGGACACACGAGGGGUAUGAUUUUUCUAUUCGCGAUUUUACUAUCGAUCCGAAACAAGAUUUGUUGGUGUUGUUGCGCGCGGAGAACGAGAACAUGGGUUUGGCCGAACUGCAUAUAAGGAGCCUUUGGACGAAUGAGAAUCAUCCUGCUGCCAGGCUUGCCGUACUUGUACACAAGCUGUAUGGAGGAACUCGUGCAAAAUCGCAUAGCUUGCAGAUCUGUCACGAUCGGUUUGCCGUACUCCAUAAUGCCGUUGCCGGGAAUGCUCCUGAAAAGCUUGUGGUGUAUAAUUGGAAGAAAGGGGAACUCAUAUUCGAGAUUGAAUUUUGUGGAAUUAUGUCGUUCGCCUUCCUUAGCAGUGGACAUCUUCUAUUCGCCGUGCAGCCUUUCAAUGUCAUGCCAGCCUGUCAUGGAGAUCACCAGCCGCGUUUACUCAUCUGUGAUAUUGAUCAGACUGCCGCUCUCCAUAAAAAUGGUCGUCCCGGAUCGUACAUCGCAAUUUGCGAACUCCAUCUCCCAGAGAUGAAGCAAUAUGCCGACGUUGUCGACACUAUAAUACGCGCCGAACCUGCAUCAGAUCCUUUCUCUGAUCACGCUUCGGACGACUACCCCAGUUUGCUCCCAGCGCCAGCAUUCUCAGUCGCCCCACAUAACCGUCUCUUCGUAAUAACUCUGCGAGUGGAAACCGUGUUCGAUGACAUAGGUGAUCACCGCGCCUCGGAGACUCAAACUUUGGGUCUCUUCGUCCCACUCUCGACGUUCCUUCCCUUCAUGCGCGUGGCAGACACAAACCUCGAACCCGAAAUCAUACGAGCAAACUCCGACAAUGAAGAUAUUUAUUUUGGCGACUUCCAAGCCCGACCUCCGCGGCGUAUCGCUGUGGGGUGGGAGAGCUGGAUGCAAUAUGGUGCACGUGCAAUGCUCGUCCCCGGCGCAGAAAGCAUUUACGUGUGUAAUGUAUUCGGCUCGAGGGGUGUUCAGGCAUUGGAACCGAAGGACGCUAUAGCACCUUUUGCGCCGCGGCACGUUGCUGUGUUUGACUUCAACGCGGAUGCGAUACGGUACGAUCGUGCACUGAAUGGUUGCGAAGAGAAUCGCAAAGGAGAAAGGGUCUCGGAUGGUCCAUUAUUAGGACCGAGGGGAACUGUGCAUGAUUACUUGGAGCCAAGCACACUCCAGGCUUCACAUUGUGGGAUUUUCGAGAACGAUGUGGCAACGAGUUUACCGUAUCGUAAGACGAUUCUCCGUGAAAAGGUGCGCUGUGACGGAGUCAUGCUCACGGAGGAUAACGUUAUAUUCGUCAAUAAAAGGGCACCGAAACAAUACGAAGUUCUGACCUUCUGAGAUAAGGAGCAAAAAUGUACGGUAUAUAUAGCACUAUUUUCUUGUUUGCACACUUUGAAUAUUCGGCAUAACCUCCUUCCCCCACUCAAAUUUGCUUUCUUUCACAUUGGUAUCAUUGUAAAAUGUUUCGGCACAUGGAUGACUCUGGAACUUGUAUUAUCAUAUCAUUGCAACUGUACUAUACAUUAAAAUAUGAAAAAUUGACAU
Fomitiporia mediterranea MF3/22 is the source of this 2026-nucleotide messenger RNA. RefSeq lists its product as uncharacterized. The record is from RefSeq and is a predicted model, not a curated record. The coding region runs from base 11 to 1819 and encodes 602 amino acids. Gene Ontology annotation, molecular function: protein binding. The transcript has 4 exons. Lineage: Eukaryota; Fungi; Basidiomycota; Agaricomycetes; Hymenochaetales; Hymenochaetaceae.